Molecule: messenger RNA, 1233 nt
Organism: Parnassius apollo (apollo)
Lineage: Eukaryota; Metazoa; Arthropoda; Insecta; Lepidoptera; Papilionidae
Source: the annotation of a GenBank genome assembly
AUGUCCUAUCUGAAGGUAUUGCACUGUAGCUUAUGCCGAAAAAACGGUAUUUAUGGUAUUUCUUCAAAGUCCAUACUGUUUAAAAUUGGUAAUGGAACACCAGUACAGCAAUUGGCUACAAUUUCCACUUCUCAUUGUUGGAAAAGUAAACUUCCUCUUAUAUCACAAACUCAGACCUCAUCAAGUGGAAAGAAUAAAAAUGUACCCCAAGAUACCAGAGUAUGGAAAGAAACUCCAACACAUGAUAUAAGAAACAACCUUGGUCACUACUGUAUGAUGCUUUCAAAAUUUCGCUUAACUUCAUUGGUGGUCAUGACAUCAAUGGCCGGAUAUGCAUUGGCACCAGCUCCAUUUAACUUCACUACAUUUGCACUUUGUGCUGUUGGCACUGGCCUUGUUUCUUCAGCCGCUAAUUCUAUUAACCAGUAUCAUGAAGUGCCUUUUGAUGCUCAGAUGACAAGAACUAAGAACAGAGUUCUUGUAAAGGGGCUUUUAGAACCUGUCCAUGCCAUUAGUUUCGCAGCAAUAACGAGCGCUUCUGGUUUAAGCAUAUUGUAUUUUGGCGUUAAUCCUCUAACAGCUGCCCUUGGUGCCGGCAAUCUCGUGCUAUAUACGUCAGUAUAUACUCCCAUGAAAAGGAUGUCGAUACUUAAUACAUGGCUCGGUUCUGUUGUUGGCGCAAUACCCCCUUUAAUGGGCUGGGCGGGCUGCACGGGUGGUUUGGACGCAGGGGCGUUAGUUCUCGGCGUCGUGCUGUACUCGUGGCAGUUUCCACACUUUAAUGCUCUUUCAUGGAACUUGCGCCCGGACUACUCGCGCGCCGGUUAUAGAAUGAUGGCAGUUACUGAUCCUGCUCUAUGUAGAAGAGUUGCACUAAGGCACACGGGUAUAAUAACAGCAACUUGCCUCACCUCUUCAUACUUAGAUGUGACCAAUCUGUGGUUUGCAUUGGAAUCUUUGCCAUUGAAUUUAUAUUUUAUGUACUUAGCAUGGCAAUUCUACAAGAAAUCAGACAGUGGCAGUUCGAGAAAACUUUUUAAAUUCUCUCUCAUACAUUUACCCGCAUUGAUGUUACUAAUGCUAGUCAAUAAAAAGUAUUGGAGUUCGAGCGAGACACGAGAGCACAAAGAUGUGUUGAAGUCACAAGACGUUAACAAGUUACCAGAAUCAAAGAGGAUAACAGUAUUGCCACGAGGUCCAGUCGUCGCCGCGCAGGAAACGGACUUACGAUAA